Messenger RNA from Prosopis cineraria, 1821 nucleotides. RefSeq lists its product as uncharacterized. Gene Ontology annotation, biological process: base-excision repair. Gene Ontology annotation, molecular function: DNA-3-methyladenine glycosylase activity. The transcript is spliced from 4 exons. The coding region runs from base 698 to 1681 and encodes 327 amino acids. The record is from RefSeq and is a predicted model, not a curated record. Lineage: Eukaryota; Viridiplantae; Streptophyta; Magnoliopsida; Fabales; Fabaceae.
UCUUCACCUUCUUUCUUUCUCCCAUUCAUGCCCUUCUCUUCUUUCUUCCUUAUUUCAGCGUCAAAACAAACUAACUAUUAAUCAUUUAGAAAUCAAACAUAGUCUUCGCAUAGCUUUGCUUUCUGAACCACUUUAACAUCAAGAAUACUUGAUUUAUGGCCGUCCCUUUCCUCGGAUUAACUUUUCUACUCUACUACUUAUUCCAGCAACGAAAGGCAACCUCGUGUUUUAAUUCUCCCCUCACUCAAUCAUUGCUCAGCUUCAAUUCUAAAUCUGACGUCCACUGCCAGUUUUCCUGUUCCGCAGUUUCUCUGAAUCCGAGGCUCGGCCUCGGCUUUUGUAUUUCUCCAGAAAGAAUUAGGUGGCCAAAAUUAAGAGAAAGGAUACGGCUGCCAUUUGAGGCAGCUGAUGUGGGCAAAAAAGACAUUUCGGCCGGAGUUCUCGUUGCUUUCAACUCCACGCAAGCACAAAGGACCGGCACCAACCGGUAUUUCGUCGAUUCCCAGCUUUUUUGGGCCUCUAAAACCUCCAUAAACCCGAGCCAUCUCCUUCGAACUAGCUCUUGCUCAGUUUUUCUCCUCGGAUCGGAGCUUUUCUCAAGCAUCCGGAAGUCUCCCUGUACUCUUCCGUCUAGAGCCUGUGUCCUAACACUGAAGUUUGUACCCCAAGAAUUUCAAAAUAUACAAUUCAUAUUCCAAUGCCUGUCGCCGCGAAGCUUCCUUCUUCUGCUAAAUCUGUUUCUAAACCGCGAGCCAUUCUAGGACCCGCUGGGAACAGAGUUCGGGUUUCCGAAGUUCAGAAGCGCAACAACGACUGUCUCAAGAAUCCACGGCGUCCGAGAAAGCAGAUGCCAGAAAUUCCGCAGUCCGUUGUUACCAGUAAUGUGUCUACCGACAGCACAUGCUCCUCCGAUUCUUCGAGCAACUUAUUGGCAAAAAAUGUUGCUUCUAGAAGGACCGUGAGGCGUAAUGGGUUAAAGCCGGUAAAGAUUGAGCCGGAUGGUGCCGUUGAGGCGGCAUUUUCUCCCACGGCUUCAAGUCCGUCCAAUAGGUGUGAUUGGGUCACUCCAAAUUCUGCAGAUCCUCUUUAUGCUGCAUUCCACGACGAAGAAUGGGGUGUUCCAGUUCAUGAUGAUAGGAAGCUAUUCGAGCUGCUUGUAUUUUCACAAGCCUUGGCAGAACUGAGUUGGCCAGCAAUUCUUAAUCUUAGAGACGUAUUCAGGAAGCUCUUUGAAAACUUUGACCCAUCGUCCGUUGCUCAGAUUACGGAAAAGGAGUUGUUAGCAUUGAAAAUAAACGGCAACCCAUUCCUAUCAGAACCAAAACUCCGUGCCAUUGUGGGAAACGCUAACCGAUUACUCAAGGUACAACAGGAGUUUGGUUCGUUCGGCAACUACUGCUGGAGAUUUGUGAACCAUAAGCCUAUAAGAAAUGAAUUUCGGUAUGGACGUCAAGUGCCUGUAAAAACUCCUAAAGCAGAACUCAUUAGCAAGGAUCUAAUGCGCAGAGGUUUUCAAUGUGUGGGGCCUACUGUAGUGUAUUCGUUCAUGCAAGUAGCAGGACUCGUUAAUGAUCAUCUGAUAACGUGCUUCAGGUACCAUGAGUGCAAUGUGACGACAAAAAAGGAACUUAAAACUCAGGUUGAGGAGAAGAAGGUUCGAAAUGAAACAACUUUAGAAUAGGCAAUCAAUGGGAGGAGAUACUCCAAGGUUACUUUCUGAUGCCCCAAGGUUGUGAUUUUCUCCCUUGCUUUGUUAACUUGCUGCUUGUCACCUAAGCUAACUAGAAAAUAAUUGAUCUUGCUUUGCCCUUUGAUGCUUCA